Selaginella moellendorffii is the source of this 2457-nucleotide messenger RNA. Its product is annotated as pentatricopeptide repeat-containing protein At2g13600-like. The transcript is spliced from 2 exons. Bases 14 to 2422 code for a protein of 802 amino acids. The record is from RefSeq and is a predicted model, not a curated record. NCBI's taxonomy places the organism in Eukaryota, Viridiplantae, Streptophyta, Lycopodiopsida, Selaginellales, Selaginellaceae. Gene Ontology annotation, molecular function: RNA binding; protein binding. Gene Ontology annotation, cellular component: intracellular membrane-bounded organelle. Gene Ontology annotation, biological process: RNA modification.
CAAAGUUAAAAGUAUGCUCCUCGAAUCUAGAGCUACUCCAAGGAGCAUCACUAACUUGGAAGUUGCAAAUCCAAAAUUUUCACGGAGCAUCACAAACUUAAAAGUUGCAAAUCCAGAAUUUUCGCGGAGUACCACAAACUCGGAAGCUGCAAAUCCAAAGCGAGCUAGAACACACAUCAAGCUAAAGACUGCUUUGGAGAUUGUCGUGUCUCUCAGAAAAUGCCGGGACUUGGCAAAUGGGAAGUUUCUCCACCAAGAGGCAUUUGCUGCGGGAUUUCACACCAACAAGUACAUAGCCGCGGCGCUCAUCAAAAUGUACGGCAUUUUCUCGAGUAUGAUCCUGGCGCAAGAAGUUUUUGAUGGGAUGAUCCACCGGGAUGUUGUUGCAUGGACGUCGCUCAUCCUGGGAUACGUCGAGAAUGGAGAGAGCUCGAGAGCUUUGAAUCUCUUCAAUGAGAUGGAUUGCGAGCCAGAUUCUUUCACUUUCGUGGCUGUGCUCAAGGCCUUGGGUUGCUUGGCUCAAGAAUCCAAAGACAAGACCUUUUUCCUAGAGAGGGGAAUCGAGAUCCAUAAGAAAGUAAAAGCUAAAAGGCUGGAAUCUAAUGUAGUUGUGGCAAAUACUUUGGUGGACAUGUAUGGCAAGUGUGGAAACAUGAAAAUUGCUCAAGAUGUUUUUGAUAAGAUUAGCCGACGAGAUCAUAUUUCCUGGAACUCGCUCAUUCUUGGAUAUGCCGCAAACGGGCAAAGCUUGCGUGCUUUGGAACUCUUUGCGAGCAUGGACUGUGAUCCCAGCUCUGUGAGCUUUGUUGGAGCGCUCACGGCAUGCAAGAGUUUGGCUUGUGAGAGUGAGUACCAAAAGGAAGUUUGUCUCGGGAGGGGGAUGUUGAUCCACAAACAAGCAAGCAAACUUGGAUUUGGGGGUGAUAUAGUUGUGGCUAGCGCUUUGAUAGACAUGUAUAGCAAGUGUGGAGCCAUGUUUCUUGCUAGGAAAGUUUUUGAUACAAUGAAGCAUAGAAAUGUUGUGACUUGGAACUCUCUCAUCUGGGGAUAUGUUGAGAAUGGGGAGAGUUUUGUAGCAUUAAAUAUAUACGUUAACUACAUGGAUUGUGAGCCCAGCUAUGUCACCUUUGUGGCUGUGCUUAAGGCAUGCGGGCUUUUGGCCAAAGAUUCAAAAUCAAAGAAGUUUUACCUUGAAAAGGGACUUGCAAUUCAUAAAACAAUCAGAGCCCGGGGCUUAGAAUCCAAUGUGAUUGUGGCAAACAUGUUGAUAGACAUGUAUUGCAAGUGUGGCAGCUUAGAAAUCGCGAAAAACGUUUUUGAUAGAACUAUCGAUCGAGACGUGGUUGCAUGCAAUUCUCUGAUCCUGGGAUAUGCCGAGAAUGCUGAAAGCGCUAGAGCCAUUGAGCUUUUCUUUGAUCUUGGUUGUGAACCAAGCUCUGUGACAUAUAUCAGUGCACUCAAAGCAUGCGGGAAUCUGGCAAGUGAGAACAAAUCACAGAAGCAGUUUUGCCUUGAAAAGGGUAUUUUGAUCCACAAAAAAGUCCAAGCAAGUGGUUUGGAAUCUGAUAAAUCCAUCUCCACCACCUUGCUAGACAUGUAUAGCAAAUGUGGGUGCAUGGCAAAUGCCAGAGAAAUAUUUGAUAAGAUACCCCAUCCAGAUGUUGUAACAUGGACUUCCUUGAUACUUGGUUACACAGAGAAUGGGGAAAGCUUGCUAGCUUUGGAAGUAUUUGCUAGAAUGGACUGUGAACCAGACACAUUCACCUAUGUUACUGCACUCAAGGCCUGUGAAUCCUUAGCCACACUAUCAGCUGGGCAACAAAUCCACAUCAGAAUUUGCAGAGCUGGAUUAGAGCAAGAUCAAGUGGUUGCAACUGCACUUGUGGAUUUCUACAUGAAAUGUGGUAGCACGAGAAGGGCUGAGGAGAUCUUCAACAGCAUGAGCUCCCCAGACAUAAUAUCAUGGAACACCUUGAUAGCAGGGUACAGCUCAAAUGGAAAUUACUCACAGGUGUUUGCUCUUGCAGAGCAGAUUAGAGAUGGUGGUGUUCAGAUGAAUGGCAUCACACUCACCUGCAUUUUGAUGGCUUGUAGUCAUAUGGGCCUGGUGAGGGAAGGGAAGCUGUACUUUGAAUUCAUGGCCCAAGAGUGUGGGAUUGAGAGCUUGGAUGGGAGUCACUACAAUUGCAUGGUUGAUUUGCUGGGCAGAUCCAACAUGCUAGAGGAAGCACUGGCUCUUGUCCAGAGCAUUCCAGGAACUGGAGCUGAUGCUGUCAUCUGGAGGACUUUGCUGGGUUCUUGCAAGAAAUGGAGAAACCUCAGAAUUGCAAGGAUUGCAUUUGAUGCACUAGUGGCUGCUGGUGGCAAAGACUCAGCUGAUUACAUACUCAUGAGUGAUAUCUAUGCAAGCUUAGCUAUGUGAAUAGCUAUGGAGUUGGAUUUAAUCUUGAUUAUAUU